CUCCUCCCCAGAACCCCACUCUAUUAUCCCCAAUUCUUUCCUUUGCUCUCACUCCCUGAGAAAUCUUGGUGUGCACCCCUUCACUACCACCCUCUCCCCUCCCCAGAAGAUGAGCUCACAGACUGUGGAUUCAGGGCUCAGCUCUGUGUUCCAGAGAGGUCUUUGACUUCCCAGGUGGAACCUGAACUGAAAUCAGGUGUUCAUUGCCUAGGACCAGACAAGCUGCCAGGUCAAAUGGUAAGGCCUUUCAGGGAGAGUUUAACAAUUGAGGGAGAUCUACGGAUGCCAGAGUUUUUGGAUGGAUGGAGGAAACUGGUCAUGCUCCUGGAACCUCUGGGCACCCUCUUUUCCUUUGCCACUCAGGAAGCCUCCGCAAAACUCUCAGUCCUCGAGUCUUAUUCCCAAGGCCCCUACUCCAUCCAUUAUCAUACCUUCUCUGCCAUGGCUGACUGGGAGCAGGAUUCCUCUGAACCCUCUUCUGGUCUCCGAACUUUGGUGCUUCUGCAUCGAGCCCUGCGGUGGGCCCAGCUCUGCCUGGGCAGCAUCGCCAGAGUUCAGAAUACAGACAUAGGGGCUCUGUGUGGGAAAGCCUAUCAAAGGGUGCUAGGUCCCCACCACCCAUGGCUGAUCCGACAGGCAGCAAAUCUAGCCUUUCUUGCAUUCCCUAGACAGAGCCAGCUACUGGCAAUGGUAUGCCCAGGAGCCAAUGAACAGGAGGCCCAAGAGGCCCUAUCUGAGGUAGCUGAUAUGUUAGAGGCUGUCUACAACCGCACCCAAGGACUGCUGACUGAAAGGGGACUGCUAAUAGGAGGAGUUACUCUGAAGUCUAGCAGGGGUGGGUAGUAGGGCCACUGGGAAAACUCUGGGCUCCUAGACUGAAUGGUAGAAGAAGGGAAAUGACUGCGAGCAGCACUCUCCCAUAGUGACACAUCCUUAGAGUCCUGAUGAACCAAGAAAACUCUUAAAUCUUCCUCUGCAUCUUUCAUGACUAUCAGAUAGAAGAUGGAGGUAGGGUAAAUAAAAAUUUUUUGCAACUGUCAUUACAAAGAGUGAAUCGUAUGUGUUUCUAUAAGCAGAAACAAUUGGGAAUAACAAUCUACAUUUCUUCUGAGUUUAAAAGAAAUACUUCAAUGAUCCUCCUUUAUUUUUGUCAAUCAUAUUCCUAGCUCUUCUCUUCCCUUUCAAUUUUCCUUCACUAAAAAUAAAAAUAAAACUAAAACCUUUGCAAUAAAUACACAUGGUAAAAUAAAACAAA
Molecule: messenger RNA, 1255 nt
Organism: Antechinus flavipes (yellow-footed antechinus)
Lineage: Eukaryota; Metazoa; Chordata; Mammalia; Dasyuromorphia; Dasyuridae
Gene: GLTPD2
Product: glycolipid transfer protein domain containing 2
Exons: 3
Biological process (GO): intermembrane lipid transfer; ceramide transport
Cellular component (GO): cytosol; cytoplasm; membrane
Molecular function (GO): ceramide 1-phosphate binding; ceramide 1-phosphate transfer activity
Source: RefSeq, a predicted model, not a curated record